This is a messenger RNA of Thamnophis elegans (Western terrestrial garter snake), 3056 nucleotides long. RefSeq names its product proline rich nuclear receptor coactivator 2 (gene PNRC2). Gene Ontology annotation, biological process: nuclear-transcribed mRNA catabolic process, nonsense-mediated decay. Bases 907 to 1323 code for a protein of 138 amino acids. Lineage: Eukaryota; Metazoa; Chordata; Lepidosauria; Squamata; Natricidae. The transcript is spliced from 3 exons. Gene Ontology annotation, cellular component: P-body; nucleus. The record is from RefSeq and is a predicted model, not a curated record.
AUGGGGCCAAAGCUGGCGGGUCUGAUGAAACGGGUGUGCAAUAUUUACAUGGGAUUGUUUGCAGUGCAGAUCAAUUCAAGGGGGUAGGUUUCUGUGCAUGAGGAUCUGUCUUACAAUGGUUUCGUUCUUGGCUGCUGAGAAGACUUUUUUUUUAGUAUGGUGAGUAAUAAUUAACAAGUAUAAAUUGCCCUCUUCCAGCCUAUACCCUCCAGAAGUCUUGCAGAACAAUAGACUUCAUUUUGGCUAGUAUGGCUAAUGGCAGUUGUGGACUAGUUUAUCAGAGCACUUGUCUGAAGAAGGCAGGAAUGGCCUUACGCUUUAAAUACCUUAAAUACUUCCUAAGAACUUAACUUUGUUCUAAGGGUGUCAUUCAAGAAUGUUUUAUGAAGUUUUUUUUUGUUAGCUGUCGAUGUCCUUGCAGAGGAAUUAAUUUUAAGAUUGGCUCCUCUUGAUGUAGCUGUGCCAAAAUGCUUCUGGUUUGCAGUAGGCAAAACUUGCCAUUCAGAUAGAAACUUGUAUAGGCAAUGGAACACUCCAUGGUUGUGGAAAGAUUGCUCUCUGGUUGUUUUAAUGGAGAUGAAUCGGCUAACAGAGCAGAAACAAUGCACUGGGCUUUGCUGGUUCCAUUCCUCCUUCCACCGUUGCUGCUGCUGGAAGACUGCAAUUCUUUGGCUUAGUAGUGAACUGGGACUUCUACCCUUGAAGCCCACGUGCCGAGAAUCUGAUGUUGGGCUUGGCUUCGUGGCUGAAAACGGCAAACCAGCCCAUGAGAACUACCAUUCCUAGCCAAAAGAGAUCCAAUAAAAGUCAGCAUCUUUUCUUUCAAGUCUGGCAGCAAGAAAGAGGACAGGAGGUGGACAUUGUGGAAUCUGAAAACAGAUCUGAAAGGUGACAUUUAACUUGAAGAUGGGAGGUGGAGAAAGAUUCAGUGUUCCAUCUGUCCAGUCCAGAAAUGCUACCAAGAGCCAUCAACAACUGAAUAAUAGAAAAAAGAGUAAAGAUCAGAAUUCCCAUAUGAAGAAAAUUCACAAGAAAGAGAGAGGACAUGGCUGCAACCCAUCAUCUGUAGCAUGGCAGGCCAUGCACAAUGAAGGAAAAACCACAGUGCAUUUCCAAACCAACCAGACUUGGAAUCCAGCUUUAUCCCACUCACUUUUCAUGCCUCAAACCAACCAAAACUAUGCUGGAGCAAAAUUCAGUGAGCCACCAUCCCCAAGUGUUCUUCCUAAACCACCAAGCCACUGGGUAACUGUUUCAUUUAACCCUGCUGAUAAAGAAAUCAUGACUUUUCAACUUAAGACCUUACUGAAAGUACAGGCUUAAGUUCCAUAGAAAAUGACACUUCAUAGUUUCAAUUUUCAGUAUGAAUCCAUUUUGGAGUCCAGAAUUCAAACAAAAGCACAACAUGCAGAACUAAGUCACCAUGUUGGAAAGUAGUUGAGUUGCGUAGAAUGGUGAAAGGUCACUCCUUGGAAUUAUUCUUAAUUAAAUAGUUCACAUUUGGGUGUUACUGUGCACUGUUUCCAUUUGUAUGUGCUGCAGAUGCAUUGAUAGCCUAGACCAAAUCUCAGUCAUUGUUCUCUAUACAAAUUGUAUUGAUGUUAAGUUUUCUUUCUCAGAAAAGUACUUGACAGUAUGUCUUUUGGGAUGCAGUAAUAUAAGCCAAACAAAUUUCUAAUCACAAUGGCAAUGUAAUUGCAAAAUAUGAUUAUCCCCUAUACUGUGAAAUUCUGUAAGUAUUCAAAAUCAGAUGUUUUUGAACUCUUACCCAAAAUUGUUGUAAAAAGCAAUUUAAUUUCUUCAGAUAACUCAUUUUUCUAUCACUGUACUGAUAGAUUGGGCAAGCAAAUAUCCAUUCAAAGGCUUGGGACUUGAAAUCCAAAAUUUGGAUUUAAAAUGCCAAUCUACAUAAAACCUUGUUUAAUUGCAUGCCAAUUAUUUUAAUUAUUAAUCUAUAAUUCUUAUACAACCCUUACAAUGCAUUGAAAAUUGAUACCCAAAAAUGUGCCAACUGGAAUGUUUGUAAUGACUGGUACUGCCAAAAGCUUCUAGUAUCUUUUUUUCAUCAGUGAAUUUCACUAAUGUUUUUGAUAUUCAUUCUGUAUGUUUUGCAUCAUUUCCCGAAACUGAAUUGCUAAGGCCAGUGUAUAAUUAUGUGAAUUGUUUAAGGAAUUUGACAAUUGUAAAAACAUCUUUUAUGGAGGGAAGGAAGAGCCAUGUACAUAAAUGUAAAACUUGUAGCAUAUGUAAAUUUAUUGUGGGCUUUCCUGCCAAAAAAGAACUAUUUUAGUACAAAACUGCUGAAUGUAAACAAGUCCAUGUUAAAUACAUGGCAUGAUUUUUAUAAAAAAAUGCUUAAAAAAAACUCUUUAAAAGCACAUAUCUAUGCCAUUGCACUUGAGUAUCAGUGAAAGAAUGUGCUCAGCCUGCGUCUGCUUAGAUAAGAAUUUGGAUUUAACUUGGUAGAAAGUACCCUUUUUAAAGUUAAAAAUGUCUUUUUGAAGUUAUGGGCGCAGUUUAAUUUCUGUUUAAUGCAGAGAAAAAAAAUCUUGAUAAGUCAGUAAAUGUUUAUGCACUCUUAGAUUUCAGUCCUAAUAUACUUUGUUGAAAGUGUGUUUGGGACUGGGCUGUAAGGUUGCAUUUCAGUGAAACCUCAAUUCCUGCAUAUUAGAACUGUUGCAUACAGUUCUAAUGUACCCUCUGAUGGUUGCUUUCAUUUUGGAUGUAUAAAGUACUUUUAGCAGAGAAACAAAGUAUUAGAAAUUCCAGUGUCCAAAAUGCCAAAACCCCAUCUUGUAUUUGUCAAGACAUAUAAUAAAGUGUUUUUAUAAAUGUUUAUUUUACUAUGUAUUAUAUUGUAGCACUUUUCUUAGUUGUUUUAUAUGCUGUCAUUUGUUUAAAAGUAUUUCAUUAUAUACCAUUACAAUUAUUAUUUUUUGACGUGUCUGAACUCUUCUUAGAAGCAGCUUUAGAAUUUGAUAGAAUUUCAGAUGUGUUAGGCACUAUGUAUCUUGGUGAAAAUAGAUUAUAUAGAUUAUGUAAACUAAAACAUUAUA